AUGAUUUAUAGCCUACAGAACCUUUGGCAAGAGGUUCGCGACCUAACCCUAGGCCCCCCGCCCCGAGUCGACCGCCUCCCGUCGCCGCCUUCCCCCCUCCAGUUUCUCCGACAUUACGUCGGUCCCAACAAGCCCUGCCUCAUCUCCGCCGCCGUCCCCGACUGGCCGGCCCUCUCCCUGUGGCCCUCCCCCUCCUACCUCCGCGAAACUCUAGCCUCAACCGCCGUCUCCCUCCAUCUCACCCCCACCGGAAAAGCCGACGCCCUCGCCCCCGGCUCCCCCAACUCCUCCCCCUGCUUCGCCGCCGCCCACGUCGAGAAGCUCCCUUUCCCGGAAGCUCUGGAUCUGGUGAAGGCAUCGGAUUUGGGGGAAAUCAAGAGAGUGGCUUACCUCCAGCAGCAGAACGACUGCUUUCGGGCCGAGUACGGGCCGCUGGCGGCGGACUGCGAGGGGCACGUGCCGUGGGCCAGCGAGGCCCUCGGGUGCCUGCCGGAGGCCGUGAAUUUCUGGGUGGGGAACAGAUUUUCAGAGACUUCUUUCCAUAAAGAUCACUAUGAGAACCUUUAUGUUGUGAUCAGUGGGGAAAAGAGGUUUCUUUUGCUACCUCCGACCGAUGUUCAUAGAAUGUAUGUUCGAGAAUAUCCUGCGGCUCAGUAUAUAUAUCACCGGGACAGUGAGGAGUUUGAAUUGAAGCUUGAAGAACCAGUUAGAAAAGUCCCUUGGUGCAGUGUGGAUCCAUACCCUUCGCCUAACAAUAAAUCGAGUGAAAUAGAUAAAUUUCCUCUGUAUUUCAACGGACCAAAGCCUUUUGAAGUCACUGUCAAGGCCGGCGAAAUGCUUUAUCUGCCCAGCAUGUGGUUUCACCAUGUUCGACAAAGCACGGACGAUAGCACACUCACUAUUGCUAUAAACUACUGGUAUGAUAUGCAGUUUGAUAUUAAGUACGCGUAUUUCAACUUCCUUCAGUCGAUCCCUUGUUCGUUAUUCGAGAAUCGAGUGAUGUGUGAAACGGCAUCAAGCUCUGAGAAAUGUUCGUUCGAUGAUGAAGAUUAG
Molecule: messenger RNA, 1053 nt
Organism: Striga hermonthica
Lineage: Eukaryota; Viridiplantae; Streptophyta; Magnoliopsida; Lamiales; Orobanchaceae
Source: the annotation of a GenBank genome assembly